Salmo salar (Atlantic salmon) is the source of this 2365-nucleotide messenger RNA. RefSeq names its product tetraspanin 18 (gene tspan18). The record is from RefSeq and is marked provisional. NCBI's taxonomy places the organism in Eukaryota, Metazoa, Chordata, Actinopteri, Salmoniformes, Salmonidae. Gene Ontology annotation, cellular component: plasma membrane.
CCAAAUUGGGGCUAUAGUUAUCUUCGCCUCUGGAAUUUAUUUGUUGAAGACUGAAGUCUAAAGGCUUGUUGUUCUUUUCUUGGACACAUCCCCUACUUGGCUAUUUUCUUUGAAUAUUUAUUUUGUUUUUUUCUGCUCUGAAUUUAGUGCAUAAUUCUAUUAUCGGACAUAUUUUGUGGAAAUAACACCAGAAAGCUUGCGCAGAGGUGUUGGACUAAGCUGCAGUUUUGAGUCUUCACGUGGAACUGGCACAUUCAAAAGAGACUUGGUGUUUGGGAAAGAAGACUGAAACCUCCUGCCCUGACUGAGGAGGAUGAAGAACAAGGUGCGCUGCCUAUGGAAAUGCCAGCUCUGAUCCGGUCCACUCCAGACACUUGAUUACUGUGCAGUCCCUGAAACUGCAGCCCUGGACAUGGCCCUAAUGGCAAACCAUGAGCACGUAAGAGAAAUUGAGGCGCUUCGAGCCAAGCUGGAGAAACUGACCGCCCAAUACGGCUUUGGUCUACAGCGAUUUGCUGGUUCUGACGAGAAUAUACGUUUUUACACAAGCUAAAUGAAAACAGGAGAGGAGGGGAAACAGAGAAGUCAUCUGCUUCAUCUGAACGAAGACGCAGAAACAGAAACUCAUGGGGCUGGGAGAGGCUUCAGCGAGAGGGACAGCCAUGGACAGAGACUGUCUCAGCUGCAUCAAAUACCUAAUGUUUGUCUUCAACUUUCUCAUCUUUCUGGGAGGCUCCUUCCUCCUGGGUGUGGGUGUGUGGGUGCUGGUGGACCCUACAGGCUUCAAGGAGAUCGUAGCAGCCAACCCUCUGCUCUUCACAGGAGUCUACAUCAUCCUGGCCAUGGGGGGAAUGCUUUUCCUAUUGGGCUUCCUGGGCUGCUGUGGAGCCAUCCGGGAGAACAAGUGUCUGCUGAUGUUUUUCUUCAUGCUCAUCCUGGUCAUCUUCCUGGCGGAACUAGCUGCAGCCAUCCUGGCCUUCAUAUUCCGGGAGCAUCUGACCAGAGAGUACUUCACUAAGGAGCUGAAGAGGCAUUACCAGGGCUACAAUAACACUGAUGUCUUCACUGGAACGUGGAACGCUAUCAUGAACACUUUUGACUGCUGCGGCGUGAACAGCCCGGUGGACUUUGAGGAGAGCCUGUUCAGGCGGAUCAACCCUAAUGAGAUGGUCCCUGCGGCCUGCUGCAGGAGGGGUAGUCACCCCGGAGACUCAGCCUACAUCCCCCAGGAGGAGUGUUUGAUGGGGAACAUGCUGUUCAGAAACAACAAGGGCUGCUACUCAGCGGUGGUGGACUACUUUGAGCUGUACAUCUAUGUGGCUGGAGCGCUGGCCAUCGUGGUGCUCACCAUUGAGCUGUUUGCCAUGGUCUUUGCCAUGUGUCUCUUCAGAGGUAUCCAGUAGGAUUACCGCACCACACACCGGACAGGAGGACUUUUUGGAGCUAGAAAAGGGAAAUCAGGAGAAGGGAAAGAAAAAUGUACACUUGUAAAUUUAUUGUUCUCUUUUAUAUCUGCAAAAUUGAUUGGUUGGUUGGAAAACAAAAUAAACAACACUCGGAAAACAAACAACUAGUACUUCUCAGCUGGACUUUUGAGGUACUUGGUGACAAAAAAAAGAAACGAUAGAAAGAGAAAAAGAAUGACAGGAAAACGGCAAGAAAACGUAUGUAAAGUGAUUUGUGUGUAAAGUGAAACAGAUGUUUCAUGGACCAGGUCUAACACAGACCGGGUGUAUAGUAGUGGAACGCGAAGAGGACCUGGGUGAAACCAGGCGUGGUAAAUAAGAGGACCCGGUUGAAGCUUGCCCUGCAGCAGAAGUAGCUUGAGACCCAGAUCUGUUUGUGCUGUCUUGCUAGCUAACUGGGACUCAGGCUAGAGCAGAAGACACUGCACUGACUUUUGGAUGAAGAAUAUUUAUACUUACUGAGUAAAAAGUUGGCUUGACUAAUAUAGAAAUAUGUGUUUUGUGUACACUUUAGCUGUUCCUUCCUAUUACCACUUUUCCCUCCCCCGAUCCCCCACCCUUCCAUCUACUGCUACCACAAUCCCUCCCUCUUUCCCACUCCCUCCCUCCACAUACUAUUGUUAGAGCCAUACCUCUUUAAUGCUGUAAAAAGUCCCAUCUAAAUGUGUGUGUGUGUGUGUGUGUGUGUCCGUCCUUGUAUGAAUGAAUGAAUGCAUGUGUGCAUGUUUCCCCUUUUUGACCAUCCGUGCUUGAAUGCCAACUUCUGAUAAAAUAUUGUAUUUGUAUUGUGAUGUUCAUUGCAAUAGUGGUUACAUGUGGCUUAGGUGAAAAUAAAUGUAUUUGUAUGCAUUUGUAUUAGAUUCUUGAAAAGACAAUGACAUUAAAAUGGCAUUCUAAAA